AAUUGUGAUUAACAUUAAUUAUUUGAUUAUGAGUACUCAAUCAGAUGUAAUUCUAAAACAGUCCUUAAGAAAAAUCGAGUAUCCAUUAUGUGCCAAAGAAGCCUUGGGGAGAAUAGUGGAACUUAUAUGUGGCCGAAUAACAAGCAUAAAACACAUGGACCUUGCAUUGGAUCUCAUGGCAGAAUUUAUAUUUUAUGAAGUGGAUCGUAGAGGAAACAAACGACCCCAAAUUGUAACUCCCUUACAAGAAUUACAACUUCUAGAGAUAAUGUUUGAAUAUUUUAACAGUAUACCAAAUGAAGCAGCAAGAAAUUCUGUCUUCCUUUCUUUAUUUAGUGGAACUACAGCCAUGAUGCGCUCUGGUAUUUUGAGCAAGUUAAUUUCAAUAGCUGUAGGGGUAUCUUCACCAGUAAUUUUAUUGUCAGCUAGUACAUGGAUGCAACAGUUGGGUUGUUUAUCAGCUAAUAGCUGUAAACUGGCUGAAGCUUUGGUUCAUGAUUAUUUUUAUUUAAUACCAAAUGCAAAAGAUCGUUUAAAAACUUUACCUGAUAUUUGUCCUCAGUUUACAGCUAAUUUUUUAACAGCUGUAGCUGAAAAUUAUUACUUAAACUCUAGGAAAGACAAAAUGUUUCCUCCUAAGAUACUUCUAGAGGUUAUUACUAUGUGGAUAUCAGAAAACAGUUCAUUGUGUAUAUCAGCUCAGCAAAAGCAAGCUGCACUGCCGCCAGGUGCCAUAGCUAUGGAGGUGACUACCCCAAUUGCAGGGUUAUUGAGGUGGUGUAUAUUGGCACCUUUAUACAACCAAGAAUCAGAAUUGUACUGCCAUCUACAUUUGGCACUUUUAAACAGUAUUCUGGAAAUCCCCCAAACUGUUCCUGCCAAAGCAAUAUAUGCCCAACACACCAUAGUACCCAUAAGUUAUGUAAUGUAUUAUGUCAAUGAUUUAAAAAAUCAAGGAUUAAACAGUGAACAAGUUUUGAAUGAUGAAAAAUUGCAAUUAGCUUUGGAUAGAUAUGCACAGGCAAUACAAGUUGCCUUGUCCAUGAAAGCUGUGUAUGGCCAUGUUGAUGACUUAUUGAAUCAGCUUCAACAUUUACCUUAUAACAAGCUGCUUAAUAUUGUUGUAAAUACACACAAAAGAAUCAAAUAAAUUUUAUUUUUUACACUCUUUAUAUUAGCUUUGCUUGUAAGUUACAAGUUGUAACAAA
Messenger RNA from Brassicogethes aeneus, 1208 nucleotides. Lineage: Eukaryota; Metazoa; Arthropoda; Insecta; Coleoptera; Nitidulidae. The record is from the annotation of a GenBank genome assembly.